AUGAAAAGAAAAAGGCAGGAAGGGAGAGCGUCCCAACCGGAGAAAAAACAGAAAAUUUUGGAGGAACCAAUUCACGGUCCUCGACCUAUCGUUAAUCAGUUCCUUUGUUUUGCGGAAAAAUGUUUACCUUGUAAGGUGUUGUUGGAUACUGGUGCAACUGGUCCUGUUUUGUCUGCUGUUUUUGUUGAUAGUUUUGAGGUCCCGAAGGUGAAACGAGACGUCCCGGCCCGGGUAUUUGGAUUUACGGGAGAAGUUAUGAAGGGCACGGGACACGCCUUUACACAACCAUUAAUUAUAAUGUCAAGGGGGCACCAAACGCAACUAUCAUUUGAGAUCGCCCCUCUCCCGGUUGGCAUUGAUGCGAUCCUACCAAACUGGUGGUUGAAAGAACACAAGCCGGUACUAGGGGCAAAUGGGGAAGUUUCCUACGAUGGUGAGAACUGCAAGAGUCGAUGCUUCACUGACAAGGAACCUCAAAUAGAAAUGGACGAGGGUGUACUGGACGAUCCGGAGGCUCAAUUCAUCGGUAGCAUCUGUCUAUUGGAAGAUGAAUCGGUCAACCUCCGCAAAACUCUUCCCUCUUGGCUCCAUGGGUUCCUUAAAGUCUUCCUACCAUCGGAAGCCGACAAACUACCACCGCAUCGAUCCUACGACCAUGCGAUAGAUCUCGAACCAGGAAAACAGCCACCAUGGGGACCCGUCUACUCCCUAUCCGAAGUCGAACUGAAGGUGCUUCGGGAGUACCUGGAUAAAAUGCUGCGAUUGGGAAAGAUUCGGCCGAGCAAAUCCCCAGCAGGAGCCCCAAUCCUAUUUGUGAAGAAGAAGGACGGUAGUCUGCGACUUUGCUUUGACUACCGUGGACUUAACCGUGUGUCCAUUAAGAACAGGUAUCCGUUACCGCUUAUGGACGAACUACGAGAUCGAGUGGCAGGCGCGGUUAUCUUCUCGAAGAUUGACCUGAAGGAAGGUUACAACCUCAUCAGGAUCAAAGACGGCGACGAGUGGAAGACAGCCUUCCGUACGCGGUAUGGACAUUUUGAGUACCUCGUCAUGCCUUUUGGGCUGGCAAAUGCGCCGACGACCUUCCAGAACAUGAUGAAUGAUGCGCUGAGAGAAUUCUUGGAUCAAGGUGUAGUAGUAUACCUUGAUGAUAUCCUAAUAUAUAGCAAGUCUCGAGAGGAGCACAGAGAGUUGGUCGGUAAAGUCCUUAGUAGGCUACAAGAAUACAAUCUGGUCGCCAACCCGAAGAAAUCAUUCUUCGAGCUCACCGAAAUCGAGUUCCUCGGAUACAUCCUUGCCCCAGCAGGCGUCACCAUGGCACUGGAUAAGGUCAUGUCUGUUACGAAUUGGCAAGCCCCGCGCAGCGUUAAGGAAGUACAGAUCUUCAUGGGCUUUGCCAACUUCUACAGAAGGUUUAUCCACAAUUUCUCCGGGGUCUGUAAACCUAUUACCGAUUGUCUCAGGGGUGAUGCUAAGAACUUUGUCUGGUCUAUGACGGCCCAAGCAGCCUUCGAAAAACUCAAAACCCUAUUUACGUCUGCGCCGAUCUUGGUACAUUUUUCUCCAGAUCGCCAGACUAUCGUGGAAACGGACGCAAGUGAUUUUGCUAUCGCCGCAAUUCUAUCCCAGGUUAUUGACGGAAAGACUCACCCUGUUGCCUUUUAUUCUCGAAAACUUAACCCAGCGGAACUCAACUACGACGUCUGGGAUAAGGAGAUGCUAGGAAUUGUGUCAGCCUUCAAGCAAUGGCGUCACUACCUCGAAGGACCUAGCCGAACGGUUCUCGUCUAUACAGAUCAUAAGAACUUGGAAUAUUUUUCAACAACCAAGGUUCUUAACCGACGACAGGCAAGGUGGGCUGAGUCUUUGGCGGAAUUUGAUUUCAAGAUUAUUUACCGCCCGGGAACCAAAAAUGGGAAGGCAGAUGCACUAUCGCGACGGCCGGAGUACCGUCCUGAAGGGGGAGGCACGCUUGGGAAACAGCCGAUAGACAGGUUCUUUAAGCCCGGACAGUUGGCGGAGGAAGAGUUUGUGGUAUCAGCGGUGUCGCUUGCCUCCAAGGGAGUGAUUGACUGGUCUAAGAAUUUUCUGGAUCACGUCAGGCAGGCGGCAUCGGGAGACCCGACAUGGGUAGGAAUGAAAGAGAGAGUUGAGCAAGGAGAGAAGCUGGGGGAAUUGAAGGAUAUUGCUGAGAAAGACGGGCUACUCUUUUAUAAGAACCGACUCUACAUUCCGGCAGACGACCGUAUCAAGAUCCGAAUCGCACAGGCAGAACACGACUCGAAGGUGGCAGGACACUUUGGACAAGACAAAACGUUGGAACUUAUCACGCGCAACUUCUAUUGGCCAAAAAUGAACGAGUGGAUUGAUGAUUACGUUCGGUUAUGUGACGAGUGCCAGCGCAACAAACCCAGCCGCCAUAAGAAAUACGGUGCGCUUCUUCCACUGUCCACGCCACAUUCUGUCUGGCAAUCAAUAUCAAUGGACUUCGUCGUGCAGUUACCGGAAUCUGUAACGGGGGUCCUUUCUAAGAGAAAUAGAUUUGUAUAG
Messenger RNA from Morchella sextelata, 2550 nucleotides. RefSeq lists its product as uncharacterized. NCBI's taxonomy places the organism in Eukaryota, Fungi, Ascomycota, Pezizomycetes, Pezizales, Morchellaceae. The transcript has a single exon. The record is from RefSeq and is a predicted model, not a curated record. Bases 1 to 2550 code for a protein of 849 amino acids.